Molecule: messenger RNA, 954 nt
Organism: Fusarium fujikuroi IMI 58289
Lineage: Eukaryota; Fungi; Ascomycota; Sordariomycetes; Hypocreales; Nectriaceae
Product: related to reductases
Exons: 2
Coding region: 1-954 (317 amino acids)
Source: RefSeq, a predicted model, not a curated record
AUGUCUCGCUAUGCUCGAGCUCAUAUAAACCCCCAAGGUCCUGGUGACACAAGACCUACAGCACUCCAGAUCGUCAAAGACGAAGGCCUUCUCGACAAACUCACUGACAAGGUUGUCCUCAUCACAGGCGGCAAUCAAGGCAUUGGCCUCGAAACCGCCCGAGCACUUCACGCAACCGGAGCAACGGUUUACAUCACCGCAAGAUAUCGAGCAGGGCAUCAAAGACAUUGUCUCAUGGCCGGAAGCAAAGUCAGAGCCGCCGCGCAAGACUUCCUGGCUAAAGUUGACAAGCUGAACAUUCUCAUCCUCAACGCCGGAGUCAUGGCUACUCCUGAGGGUAAAACUGAAGAUGGCUUCGAGACCCAAUUUGGGACAAACCAUCUUGGACACUUUCUUCUAUUCCAGCUUCUCAAACCAGCUCUUCUUGCAGCCACCACGCCUUCUUUCCAAUCUCGUGUUAUCUCCCUUGCGUCAAAAGGUCACCGCGCUGGUGGUAUACACUGGGAUGACUACAACUUCGAGAAGGAUACUUGCAAUCCCUGGCUGGCAUAUGCUCAGUCCAAAACAGCGAAUAUAUACUUCGCAUCCGAGCUUGACAGGCGAUAUGCAGACCAAGGCAUUCAUGGCUUGUCGGUGCAUCCUGGAUAUAUACUCACCAACUUGGGUAAGUAUAUUGACCUCAGCACGAUCGACUUGGAUGGACCUAUCAAGAAUGCUUUGAGGAACAAAGCUCAGGGCGCUGCCACGACUGUUUAUGCGACAGUCAGUAAGGACUGGGAGGGACGUGGUGGGAAGUAUCUGGCUGAUUUUGUGGAGGAGAGACUGGUCAGACCGGGUGUAGAGCCAACGUCUCCUGAACUGGGACACGCUGUGUGGAUCUAUGAUGAGGAAGCAGAACGAAAGCUCUGGGAGCUGUCGGAGAGGCUUGUUGGAUUACAUACUUCCCAGGAGUAA